Messenger RNA from Zea mays, 1991 nucleotides. RefSeq lists its product as uncharacterized. Lineage: Eukaryota; Viridiplantae; Streptophyta; Magnoliopsida; Poales; Poaceae. The record is from RefSeq and is marked provisional. Gene Ontology annotation, molecular function: sequence-specific DNA binding; DNA-binding transcription factor activity. The transcript has 4 exons. Gene Ontology annotation, biological process: regulation of DNA-templated transcription. Bases 546 to 1655 code for a protein of 369 amino acids.
CGGUCUUCUUCCUCGCCUUCACACCUUCUGACAUUUGCGAUUCAUUUACCGUACCGUGAACGACGACCGCCGCCCUCCGGCCUCCGGGUCGCCCCCCCCUGGAUUCGCGCCCGCGCCACCGCGUCUCCGGAUCCUCUCGGAGGUGAGCUCGUGGCUAGAGCGAUGCCUUUUGUGGGUACGAUGGAUUUCGUGCUUGCCCUUCGCCUGGUCGAGUUCCUGGCGUGCGAAUCUCUGGAUUAUUAUUAGGGGCAUUCCGUCCGUGCAGCGGGGUCCUCGUGCCCGUUUCGAUGCGUCUGCGCGCAAGAAAUCGCUGUCCCGGGUCGUCACUCGCCGCGGCCGUCGACGUCGAUCUCGGGUGUAUGUCCGCGCCGGCCGCUUCUGGGAUUUCUCGCGGAGACGGCUCCCCCGUGAUCCGCUCACGGGCUGCUUUCUUUCGUGGCUCAAAGCUUUUUCCCGAUUCCUAUCUGCUGCUGAGGGAGAUGCAUAUAAUCUGAGCUGCUCGUGAAGUGUCCAGAAGAGGUUCCUUUUUUUUUCGUGCGUGUAUAAUGGAGGAAGUGGAGGAGGCGAACAGGGAAGCCGUGGAGAGCUGCCGCAGGGUGCUAGCCUUGCUCUCCCAUCCGCAUGACCCCGCGCAGGUCAGGAGCAUAGCUCUGGGGACGGACGAAGCAUGCACCAAGUUUAGGAAGGUGGUCUCCCUGCUCAGCAAUGGAGAAGUAGGAACAGGAGAAGCCGGACCAUCAGGCACAAGCGCAAGCGCAAGCCAUCCUAGAGCUAAGCUUGUUAGCAGAAGACAGAAUCCAGGGUUCUUGACUCAGAAAGGCUUCCUGGACAGUAACACCCCGGUCGUGGUGCUGAACAGCGCCGCCCAUCCUUCUCCGACCUCCGCGCAGGUGCAUCCAAGAGCCGGAGCAUUGGAUACGGAGGGCGUGCACCCCCUCGGAGUUGGAGGACCUCCCAAGCUGGUCCAGCCUUUGUCCGCGCAUUUUCAGUUCGGCAAUGUGUCGUCGAGGUAUCAGCAGUUACCGAGUCAUCAUCAUCGUCAUCAGCAGCAGGAGAAGCUGCAGGCCGCCGAGAUGUUCAAGAGAAGCAACAGCGGGAUAAACCUGAAGUUCGAGAGCGCCAGCGGCACGGGUACAAUGUCGUCGGCGAGGUCCUUCCUGUCGUCUCUGAGCAUGGAUGGCAGCGUGGUGGCUAGCCUGGAUGGCAAGCUGCCGUCGUCGUCGUCAUCGUUCCGUUUGAUCGGUGCGCCUGCAAUGAGCGAUCCGGCGAACGCCGCGCAGCAGGCCCCGAGGCGGCGGUGCACGGGCCGCGGGAAGGACGGGACUGGCAAGUGCGCUUUGGCGGGCAGGUGCCAUUGUUCAAAGAGAAGUAAGAAGUUGCGGGUGAAGAGGUCGAUUAAGGUUCCUGCCGUUAGUAACAAGAUCGCUGAUAUACCUCCGGAUGAGUACUCGUGGAGGAAGUAUGGGCAGAAGCCGAUCAAGGGUUCCCCUCAUCCUAGGGGCUACUACAAAUGCAGCAGUGUGAGGGGCUGUCCAGCUAGGAAGCACGUGGAACGGUGUGUGGAUGAUUCGGCGAUGCUCAUCGUGACAUACGAGGGCGAGCACAACCACACCGGAAUGCCAGCUCAGUCAGCAGCAGCAGCAGCACAGGUGUAGCCGUGUAGUCGUAGAGAACUCAUCAUCAGUUCAUCACUGCACCCCCGCCUCCCCCUCCUUGAGGACGAAGUGGCACCACCAACAUGGCCUCUGUUGGUCACCAGGUCGUCGAGAUGUCUGGUCCUGCUUGCGCCCACAAGAUCUGUAGCGAGAAUGGAGUGUGGGUGUACACAAGACUUUCUAAUCCAUUUGUGGGGGCAGCUGGCUGUCGCUCAGGAUUAUUUAUUGUGGUCUUGUUGAGAGGUGGAAGGGAGAAAGUAAAAGUUUGGCGGGAACGGGAUAGCCGUGUAAACUACUUGUUCAUAGCACAAUCGUCAGCGGCACUGCCUUCGUUUC